AACGACACUAUACUCGAGCUGUAACUUAAACUCUCCGCAUCAGCUUAAGCGAAUUUAAAAAUAAUAAUAUUUUUAUUUUUUUUUUUAUGAUCAUCAUCGCAAGAUCUAAAAAAGAUACAUUUUUUUGUCAAAACGUUAAUAAAGGUAUCUACGAUUUAAAUUUCUAAUCCAGUUAAGUUCAAUUAACGAGUUGGUGUGGUCGCAAAUAUUUGUACAAGACUUUAAGGAUAAUAAUAUAUGAUUCCCGUUGAGUGGUGUCGAGUGGAAAAUUAUUUUUAAUUAAAUAAAACUUUCUGAUUUUUUAUCAGAAGCAAAAAAAAAAAAAGAUUGAAUUAGAAUAUUAAUUAAACUUUUGUGGUAUACUUAAGAGGUAUCUAAUAAUUCCCUUUAUCAUUCAAUAAAAGUGAAAAAUGGAGAAAAGUGAAUCCCAAAUUGAAAAAAAACCACAGAAAUGGGGUGCUCUACUGACAUUGGUUGCAUAUGCCACAACAAUUGGUGCUUCUGUUCCAAUCGGAUAUUGCCUUGGAUGUGUUAAUAGUCCAGCAUUGUUUAUCAAAAGUUGGGCAAAUGUAACGCUUAUUGAAAGAUACGACUGGCAUUUAUCACAAAGCGAAAUAGAUGUCCUCUGGGCUUCAAUUGUAUCAAUUCUCUUACUUGGAGGAAUGAUUGGUUCACUUUGUGGAGCUUGGGUUUCUGAUAAAUUUGGAAGAAAAGGAGCAAUUUUAAUAGCUGGCGCACUUCUACUAAUCUCUGCAUUUAUGUUUAACUUCUGUCGAGAGGCUAAAUCCGUCGAACUUCUAUUAAUUGGUCGCUUUUUAGUUGGUAUUUCAUCAGGCAUAACCUACACUGCUUUGCCUAUUUAUCUGCUAGAAAUAGCUCCACCCCAUUUACGUGAAACUUUGGGCGUCUUUUGUGCUGUUGGCGUUACAGCAGGCAUAGUUGUUGGACAAUUCUUUAGUUUACAUAUCGUCUUUGGAAAUGAGCUAUUAUGGCACUAUGCUCAAAGUGCAUAUGGAGCUUUAGUUGUUAUUUGCUAUCUUCCAUCGGCUUACUUCCCAGAAAGUCCAAAAUGGCUUUAUCUGAUUAAAGACGAUGCCAAAGGAGCUCGCAGUAGCCUUAACCGAUUGCGUGAAAACGAUGAAGCUCAAGUCAAUGCUGAAAUGCUUGAUCUUGAAGCUGAAGCUAAUACCAAGGUUGAGAAGAGUAGUUUAUGGUCGGUGAUAUCGAAUCCAGCUAUGACAUUGCCACUUUUUGUUAUAUGCAUCUAUCAAGCUGGUCAACAGUUGUCGGGAAUCAAUUCGAUUUUCUUCUAUUCAGUGCCGAUAUUUAUGAAAGCUGGAUUAUCAGCUAACAAUGCUGAAUUGGCCAACCUUGGAGCUGGAUGUAUGAAUUUGGCAGUUUCACUUUUGGGACCAAUUCUAAUGGCUAAGUUCAACAGAAGACCAAUGAUGUUAAUUUCAAGCUCUUUUUGUUCAUUCUUUUUGAUAGCCAUAGCUACAUCUCUUUAUUUCAUUGAUGCCGCACCAUGGGUAGCUUUGGCCUGUAUUGGUUGCAUUUUUGUUUUUAUAUUUUUCUUCCAAUUUGGACUUGGUCCAAUGCCAUAUUUUAUUGGAGCAGAACUAGUUGAAGUAUCUCCACGACCAGUGGCCAUGUCAUUGGGAAGUCUUACAUCUUGGUUAUGUAAUUUAACUGUAGGCAUGACAUUCCCACCAUUAAAUGCGAUGAUUGGUUCAUUAGUAUUCUUGCCAUUUGCUGUAGCAUGUACGAUUGUAUUUUUCGUAACAUUUUUCUUUGUUCCUGAAACACGAGGUCGUGAUUCGUCACAAUUAGCACCAAUGAUGGCUAAUGGUUUUAAGUCUAAAAUUAAGUAAAUCCUAUUAAGAUAUAAUUUUUUUUUUGUUAAAGUUCAGUAUUUUAGUGAUAAUUGUUAAGAUAUAGUUGGUAAGUUGUUUAUUUUUUUAAAAAAACCUGCCUUGUAAAUUAUGUAAAUUGAAAAAAAAAAAAAAAAAUCCUGUAUUAUAUUCUUAUAACUGUUUUAUUUAAGUGUACAAAGUUUUACAAUUAAAAUGAUAUGAUAAAGAAAA
Molecule: messenger RNA, 2084 nt
Organism: Episyrphus balteatus (marmalade hoverfly)
Lineage: Eukaryota; Metazoa; Arthropoda; Insecta; Diptera; Syrphidae
Product: solute carrier family 2, facilitated glucose transporter member 1-like
Exons: 7
Coding region: 411-1871 (486 amino acids)
Biological process (GO): monosaccharide transmembrane transport
Cellular component (GO): membrane
Molecular function (GO): hexose transmembrane transporter activity
Source: RefSeq, a predicted model, not a curated record